AUGGCAGCGGCCUCGGGUACCACGACACUCCCUCCGACGAGCAGCGCACAGGGAGAAUACGCGGGGUGGAAAUAUGCGUCGUCUGGGCAUCCUGAGGACCACAUGCAGCACAAAUCUUGGGGUCACGAGGCCAGUGCCUCUGCUUCUUCGAAAAACGCAUUUGCAACGCACAAUGGGGACACUAACCACGACCCAUACGCCGCGGAUGGCUAUCCGGCUACAAGAGCGUCACGCAGUAAUAGCUGGACUACCGUCUCCGAACACAAGCGACCGCACCGCGAAGGCUCUCCUAUGGUAUAUGACGAUGAAAACUCGAAAUGGAUUCACAGGGACAAACUUGCCAAGAUAGAGAGUCAGGAACUACAAGCAGCCGGUAUAAUAUUGCCCAAGCCAAGGGCUCAAAGCAGGCCGAGGCGGGAGCGCAGUCCGGACAAGAUGAAUGGGAAUCGGCGGGGCACAGACGCUUCGGAUCAGCAAUCGAUACCGAGACCUCGGAAGGACACAGAUUUAGGGGCUGACAAAACGACUGACUUCGAAAGUCCGAGCUGGGAUCUCCGGCUUCCUGAAGAAAUUGCGGAGGAUCCUAGCGACUACUGGGUAUCGAACGACUCUGGAAAGAAAUCACGCAUCCCGGUGGCUAAACUCAGUCCCGCGCCGAUUCCUGUCGACUUUCUCGAUCGAGAUGCCCCUGCUUUGCGACGGCCAAGCUUCCACCAUCUGGAUGGUGAUAAUACGACAUCGUUGCCGAAGGCACGGUCCCGAAGCGGCAGUGCGAAUGCUCUAGACAUGCCCAAGCUUCAACCAGGAAAACGCGCCGUCACUGAGGGGUCCCCCAAGAAAGGAAUCACGACGACAGCCCGCAAGGCUUCGGCGCCCGCGAAGUCAGCAACGCAGGCUCGACCGAGGACGCGAAACGGCCCUACGCAGCGAAGUGGCUCCACAGCACGGCCGACGACUCGAUCCGGCGAAUUAUCACCCAAAGCUCCUGAGGGUGAACCGCCGUGGAUGAUCUCGGCGUACAAACCCGACCCACGCUUGCCUCCAGAUCAGCAACUUCUUCCUACGGUUGCGAAGAGGUUACAACAAGAAAAGUGGGAGCAGGAAGGCACAUUUGGAAGUGUGUACGACAAGGAGUUCCGUCCUUUGAACGACGAAGCCUUUGCGAAGCCGCCCGAGCUGGAAAAGCCGCGCAGCUCUGAAGAGCCACAAAACGAGUGGCCCUUACGGCCGGAUGUGAUACGGCCGGAUGCGAGAACCACAAGUAUGAGCCGCCCGGGGACAAGCUCCUACUCGACCAUGCCUAAGAUCCAAGACAAGCCGGUUACAAGUCCCCUCGGCAGCCCCAUGUCCUUACAGCAACCGCAAUUCCAAGCACCUCAGAUCACCAGGGUCCAAGAGCCUCCGAAGCAACCACAACCUCAGGAAAAACCCCAAAAGGCGGGCUGCGGAUGCUGCAUCAUGAUGUGA
This is a messenger RNA of Anthostomella pinea, 1467 nucleotides long. NCBI's taxonomy places the organism in Eukaryota, Fungi, Ascomycota, Sordariomycetes, Xylariales, Xylariaceae. The record is from the annotation of a GenBank genome assembly.